Panicum hallii is the source of this 2088-nucleotide messenger RNA. RefSeq names its product polyglutamine-binding protein 1. Lineage: Eukaryota; Viridiplantae; Streptophyta; Magnoliopsida; Poales; Poaceae. Gene Ontology annotation, molecular function: ribonucleoprotein complex binding; protein binding. Gene Ontology annotation, biological process: alternative mRNA splicing, via spliceosome. The transcript has 14 exons. Gene Ontology annotation, cellular component: nuclear body; cytoplasm. The record is from RefSeq and is a predicted model, not a curated record. Bases 264 to 1739 code for a protein of 491 amino acids.
ACACGGAUCAUCUCUCUCUUCUCCGCUAGCGGCCAGCCUCGCUGACGAACCCGCCUCCGGCCUCUGCUUCCGCCUUCCGCCGGUCGGAGCACGCCAGCUACUUCGAAGGCCCUCGCACUCUCCUGCGUUGCCACUCCCUUAUGGUGCCGGAUUGGCGCGGACUGGAGAUCCAUCCCGACUUGGAAUUGACCCCUUUUCCUGAUUUUGAGAUUAAACUCCAGAAGUUCAGCUAGGCGCGCAUAACAUUUACCUGUUGCUUAACUAUGGAUAACUCUCAGAAUCAACCAUUACCACCUGGUGUUGGAACAUGGCCACAGGCACCUCCCAAUCACCCGCCACAGUUCCAUUCUGACCCACAGUCUUAUCAUCCUCCAUUUGACACUAGACCUGACGAUGCUAGUGCCAACGGUAGUGAUAGUGCAGCAAAUAUUGAGUCAGCUGUCCAAGAGGCUGUUCUUCAUGCACAGGACGUUGAGACCCAGCAAGUCAUACAAAACCAAAGACAUGCAAACACAACAAGUGAACCUACAGCGUAUGGGGAAGACUUACUCUCGAACCGCCGUGAUCCUAAUGCAUUGAAGGAACACUUACUAAAGAUGACAGCUGAUCAUCGUGCAGAGAUGGCAAACAAAAGGGGGAAGCCACUUCAUCCAAGCAAUGGAAAUGUUGAAAUUGGCAAUGGCUAUGGUGUACCAGGAGGGGGUGCUUAUUAUGCUGCAAACUUGCCUAGUACUCAAAUGAACAAACCAAGAGAUGAGUCUGAUAAAGCAAAAUGUGGAAACGAUCUCCCUGAUUUUUUGAAGCAGAGGUUAAGGGCAAGGGGAAUUCUCAAAGAUGAGACAACAAAUAAGAAUAGCACGGGUACACAGAAUGCGGAUUCUCAAGAAAACUGGAACAAAUCUGCGCAUGAGUUGCCUCCUGGUUGGGUUGAAGCAAAGGACCCGACAACCGGUGCUCCUUAUUUCUACAAUCAAAGCACCGGAGUGAGUCAAUGGGAUCGUCCCGGUGGUGCUGUGAACACCAUGCAACAUCAAGUUUCUUCAUCCUUGCCAGAGAAUUGGGAGGAGGCAAUUGACGAAACAACAGGCCACAAAUACUAUUAUAAUACAAAGACACAAGCCACACAGUGGGAGCCUCCUAUUUCUGUGAACACCAUUGUUACACCUCAUGCUCCCUCCAACACUGCAGUAGAGCCAGUCUCUCAAACUGCAGAUAUUUGGGACUCUCAAAUGCAGAGAUGUUCGGGCUGUGGUGGAUGGGGAGUUGGUCUUGUCCAGUCUUGGGGAUACUGCAAUCACUGCACAAGGGUUCAAAACCUUCCUUUUCAACCGUAUCCAUCUUACACAAACAAUACGGCGCACUCUGGUAACAGUGCUACCAGAACUCAGGGAAAUGCUGCAGCUAAGGACAGAUCAAGCUCAAAACCCCCCUCUGGGAAACCAAACAGAAAAGAUCACCGCAAAAGAAAUCGCCCCGAGGAUGAUGAGCUUGACCCGAUGGACCCAAGUUCUUACUCAGAUGCUCCACGGGGUGGCUGGGUUGUUGGUUUGAAGGGUGUGCAACCACGAGCAGCAGAUACUACUGCAGCUGGACCUCUGUUCCAACAAAGACCGUAUCCCUCCCCGGGUGCUGUUUUGAGAAAAAAUGCAGAAGUAGCAACCCAUGGCAAGAAACGCGGCGGUAUGGCUCCAAUAACAAAAAGAGGAGAUGGCAGCGAUGGACUUGGGGAGGCAGAUUAGUCUUUUGCUGAACUGAAAUUCCCGUGCAAUCAGAGUAUUUUCUGUGGUUUGGUUUCUGGAGCUGCUGAACCAUAGGUGCAAUAUGGAGGAAAUUAAGAGAAUUAUGGGCAGUCAAUUUUCAGGAAGAAACAGUGCAGCAGCUAGAUUAUAGUGAACUCACUGGACCUGAGAGGCUACAGAGCAGUGCGCUCAUGCCGUUUUGUAGAGGGCAUUCACUGUGCCCUUGGUUUGCUUGAAAUCUGUAAUUUGUAUAAGUGGAAAGAGACAGUGAUUCGGAGUUUACGUGAUGUUCAUAGAUACAAGGAAUCAAUUUUUUCUGGAGAAGUGGAGAGACGAUCACCAUUUUCAA